Messenger RNA from Lactuca virosa, 255 nucleotides. Lineage: Eukaryota; Viridiplantae; Streptophyta; Magnoliopsida; Asterales; Asteraceae. The record is from the annotation of a GenBank genome assembly.
AUGCUUCCUCAGUCGGCAUCGAUUCGCACCCAUUUAACCACUCAGCAACCUUCGUGCCGCCUUUUGGUCGCCGAUUUCCACCCUCCGCCGCUGUCUCCUUUGGGAGCAACACAAGGUUUGAUUUCGGGUUUGACAAACAUUUCAGCCGUCACACAAGUCAUUCAUGAUCAAGAAAAAGCUUGCAAAGAAGAUGAGGUAAAACAGGCCCAUUCCUCAUUGGAUUCGCAUGAGGACAGACAACACCAUCAGGUAUAA